This is a messenger RNA of Hirsutella rhossiliensis, 1422 nucleotides long. RefSeq lists its product as uncharacterized. Bases 1 to 1422 code for a protein of 473 amino acids. The transcript has a single exon. Lineage: Eukaryota; Fungi; Ascomycota; Sordariomycetes; Hypocreales; Ophiocordycipitaceae. The record is from RefSeq and is a predicted model, not a curated record.
AUGAAGGCGGUGGUUAUCCCUUCCCAGUACACGGACUUUGCGCAGUAUGUCCUGGACGGGACCCGCGACCUGAUACGGAUCAAGGCCUUUGAAGCCUUGAUUGAUCUCGGCGCCCUGAUGGAGCCGACUUUCUUCUCAUUUUUCCUGUACUCUCUCAUGACGGACCGAUCGCCGUACGUGCGCAACAAGCUCAUCCAGGCCAUGGCGCGCGGGCUCGCAGCCAUUGCUUUUGGGGAACACACCAAGGUGGCCCAGAAUGAGCCGGCCUUAGACGAGGCGGAUCCGCUGCUGCUAGUCCAGGACAGCGCCCAGGAGAUUGAGGCUCGAAAGAUCAUGUUUGCGCGAAAGGAAAACCUCGACGCCGCGCUCAAGGCGUUGCGCAAGGAGAUGGAGGAGACGUACGGCAAGGACGAGAGGCACUACAGCACGGCGGUGCGUAAGGCGCUCGACCACCCAGAGCUCGGACGCGCCGAGGUCGAGAGCCUGCUCGACCUGGCGGCCAUGAUGUUUGAGGAGGCCAGAAGCUGGGUGCUCACUCUGAACCUGCCUAAGGGCUGGAAGGUGGAGAGGCCGGCUCAGAAGCCCAUCGAUCGAGCGCGCGCGCACGGAUCUUCGGCCGCGAGACACGGCGGGGCGCAUCCCUCGUCGAUGAUUGUUAACUUCAAGUCGUAUUACAAGAUCAAGCCAAAGGGAGCGCUGUCCCCGCUGCCCGUCCAGGAGCCCAAGAAACCCAUCGCCGUCCCCAGGACAUCGUCGAUCAAGAUCAGCACAAAGGCCUCGACGCCGCAGCGCCCUUCCGUCCUGCCCGGCUCAGCAGCCUUCCCGACGGCAACCGCUCCGCCGUCCGUAUCUCAACCACCCAAGGCGACGAGGGCGACGGCACCUCGAGCGUCAGAGACACCUUCUACCCAAUCGGCCAAAAGAGCCCGUCCGGAAAAGGAAGACGGUGGCACGCCGGCGCCGAAGCGCCCUAAGACGGAGUCGCGGCCGGUGAACCUGGAGGCGAUCAAGCCGGCCAAGAAGAGACGGAUCGUCACGCUCAAGACAAACAAUCCCACGCGUCUUGCCGUCAUUCUGGGUCAGCCUUGGGGCCCAUCACCAGGUGGCAGGACCGCCUUGCCGUCCGGAGCCCCGAAGGAGUCUGCACCGGGUACCGCGAAGGAGGUUGCCCCCGCGAAACCUGCGAGGAAGCCGCUCCCGACGGGAGAGCGGAAGCCUUUGCCAACCGGCGGCGGCGGCGCUUCGGCCUCGCCCCAAGCUGUCCCGCAGCCGGCCAAGGCGCCAGCCAACGCCCCCGUGACACCGGCUCCUACGUCCAAGGCUGAUAGCCCGGCGUCUGGGACACAGGCGAGUGCCCGGCCAAAGAUUAAGAUUAUCCGAAAGCCCGCGCCGCCGCCACCGCCGCCGCCGCCAGGCUCGUAA